AUGCCUGGUCUAAGCAAUGCCACACUCACUAUUCUCGGAACAGGAAACAUCACAAAGCCUAUUGUGAAGAAUCUUUUACCUGCUAUCAAGGAUGGCAAGACAGAUCUACCUUUUACAAAGAUUGUUGCCUGUGUACGUUCGGAAGGUUCUGAGCAGAAACUCAAUGAGCAAUUCUCGGAGUACAGCAACAACUUGACAGUUUCUCGUGGUGAGAAUGUCAAGGCAGUUCAGCAAGCCGACGUGAUAAUACUGGGCGUGGAUCCUUCCGAUAUACAGAGUGUUCUCACCCAAGAAGGUAUUCGCGAUGCUUUGUCUGAGAAGCUCCUCAUCAGUGUUGCUGCGGGCUGGACAAAAGAGAAGAUCGAAUCCACUAUCUACGGCAGCGAAACAACCAAGGAAAACAGCUCUGGCAGGGUGUGCGUGAUUCGUACUCUACCGAACAUUGCAUGUAUGGUCUCUGAAGGUGUCAUUGCCAUUGAAAACUCCCCUUCUGAGCCCGAGGUACCCAAGGAGUAUCUCGACCUCACAAAGAAUCUCUUCACAACCAUCGGAAAGACAGUCGAGGUGCACCCCCGUCUGAUGAACGCCACCACAGCCGUUGGAGGAUCUACCCCUGCAUUCUGGGCUAUUAUCUGCGACGCUUUCAUCGACGCCUCUGUGGCUGUUGGUGUCCCCAGGGCCGAUGCUCAGACCAUGAUCUACCAGUCUAUGAAAGGUUCGGCGGCGAUGCUCCAGAGUGGUCUGCAGCCGGGUGACCUAAGGGAUCAGGGAACUUCGCCUGAGGGGUGCACUAUCGGAGGAAUAAUGGUUCUAGAAGAAGCGGGAGUUCGCGGACAUCUUGGGCGUGCACUGCGGGAGGCUGUGACUACGGCACGUCUGAUGGAGACUACCACACACGUUAAUGAUACACGCCCUACCUCAUAG
Messenger RNA from Fusarium sp. VM40, 924 nucleotides. NCBI's taxonomy places the organism in Eukaryota, Fungi, Ascomycota, Sordariomycetes, Hypocreales, Nectriaceae. The record is from the annotation of a GenBank genome assembly.